AUGCGCCGCUCGCGGGGCCCGCCCCUGCGGGUUACCCAGGAGGCCGCGCGGCGCGGAGGUCAACAUGGCGGCGAGGGCGCCUGUCGCAGGAGGUAGUCGCCUGAUAGACAGCAUUCGCAAGUGGUACUACAAUGCAGCUGGGUUCAACAAACUUGGAUUAAUGCGAGAUGAUACAUUGUAUGAAGACGAUGAUGUAAAAGAAGCACUGAAGAGACUCCCGGAACAUCUUUACAAUGAAAGAAUAUUUCGCAUAAAGCGAGCAUUGGACUUGAGCUUGAAACAUCAGAUCCUUCCGAAAGACCAGUGGGUGAAGUAUGAGGAGGAUCACCAUUAUCUUGAACCAUACCUAAAAGAAGUAAUCCGUGAAAGACUUGAAAAGGAAGCAUGGAACAAGAAGUAACUAUUGAACUUCUUCAUGAAAAUAUCCACGUAUUUCUGAUAUUUUUAAACAUUUAGUUAUAAAAGUCCACAGGGAGGCAAUUGUGUGGCUGAGGAAUACUGUUUCAGCUUGUUCAUUGAGUGUGUUCAUCCAACUAAAAUAAACAUGUCAAAGUAAAAAAUCUUGGAUGAGUUCUUUCUGAAUGUUAACAAGCUAAUGUUCAGAUCUUUCCUAUGAACAUAUACAUUACAUAUUAGUUUAAUGGUAUGCAGUCUUCAUUCCAGCUUUUUGAUUCUUACUCUUUUUAUGGUACAGCUGUUUUCUACAGUUGUAGGGUUAGGUAAGUAGUAGUAGUUACUUUGUUAAAUUAAAAAGGAGUUUGUAUUUCAUUUGUCACUUCUCCCUGUAGAUAAAAAUACCAGUGCUUGGUGUUACAAUGGUAUUGUAAGACAGCAGAAUGUAAUAUCCUGUACAUCUGAGCACAUAUGUAUUUAAAAAAAUGGAAAAUACAAAUGAUUCCUUAGUCAUAAAAUAGGAAAUGUUUCACUAGCUUUUUGUACAAUAUACAUUGUUAAUCCUUAAAAGACUAUUUUCAUGUAAACCGUAAUGACUGUCUCACUUCAGCUUCUUUCGAUGUUUUUUUCUUUUAAAGGGUAAAAGUGGUAUUCUGAUGUGCUUUCAACAACAUAUUUAACUUCCCAUGUAUUUUCUUCAUCACCUAAAGCAUGCUGUAGUUUACAGUGUUUGGUAUCCAGAAUGUACUGGCUCCUACUGGCUGAAGACCUUUGGUCUUCUGUAGUUUAAUGGUACUGUUAAUUUGAGACAGAUAUUGGUGUUAGAUGUGAAAAUCAAAACCUGUCAUAUAUAACCCACUGUGUGAAGUACACAAUUUCUGUGAUAGUCUCAA
Messenger RNA from Myiozetetes cayanensis, 1286 nucleotides. Its product is annotated as cytochrome b-c1 complex subunit 7. Gene Ontology annotation, biological process: mitochondrial electron transport, ubiquinol to cytochrome c. Lineage: Eukaryota; Metazoa; Chordata; Aves; Passeriformes; Tyrannidae. The coding region runs from base 65 to 400 and encodes 111 amino acids. The record is from RefSeq and is a predicted model, not a curated record. The transcript is spliced from 4 exons.